AAGAGCCGCUUUGAGAUGUUCUCAAACAAUGAUGAAGCUGUGAUCAACAAAAAACUUCCAAAAGAGCUGCUGCUUCGAAUUUUCUCUUUCCUGGAUGUGGUCACUCUGUGUCGUUGUGCUCAAGUUUCCAGGGCAUGGAAUGUUCUGGCCCUGGAUGGCAGUAACUGGCAGCGAAUUGACCUGUUUGAUUUCCAGAGGGAUAUUGAGGGCCGAGUAGUUGAGAACAUUUCUAAAAGAUGUGGGGGUUUCUUGCGGAAGUUAAGCCUGCGUGGCUGUCUAGGAGUGGGAGACAAUGCGUUAAGGACAUUUGCACAGAACUGCAGAAAUAUUGAAGUAUUGAACCUAAACGGCUGUACCAAGAUCACAGAUGCUACGUGUACCAGCCUCAGUAAGUUCUGCUCUAAACUCAGGCACCUUGAUUUGGCUUCCUGCACUUCCAUAACCAACCUGUCUCUGAAAGCACUGAGUGAGGGAUGCCCACUGCUAGAACAGCUGAAUAUCUCCUGGUGCGACCAAGUGACUAAGGAUGGCAUCCAGGCUCUGGUGAGAGGCUGUGGCGGACUCAAAGCCCUGUUUCUGAAAGGCUGCACGCAGCUUGAGGAUGAAGCUCUGAAAUUCAUUGGUGCGCAUUGUCCCGAACUGGUGACUUUAAACCUUCAAACAUGCUUACAAAUAACAGAUGAUGGUCUCAUUACAAUAUGCAGAGGAUGCCACAAGUUACAAUCCUUGUGUGCUUCAGGCUGCUCUAACAUUACAGAUGCCAUCUUGAACGCCCUGGGACAGAACUGCCCAAGGCUUAGAAUAUUAGAAGUUGCAAGGUGUUCUCAACUAACAGAUGUGGGCUUUACCACUCUAGCUAGGAACUGCCAUGAGCUUGAAAAAAUGGACCUGGAAGAGUGCGUCCAGAUAACAGACAGUACACUAAUCCAGCUUUCCAUACACUGUCCACGGCUUCAGGUUCUGAGUUUGUCCCACUGUGAGCUGAUCACGGACGAUGGGAUUCGUCACUUGGGAAACGGCGCCUGCGCACACGAUCGCUUGGAGGUGAUCGAGCUGGACAACUGCCCGUUGAUCACGGACGCCUCCCUGGAGCACCUGAAAAGCUGCCACAGCUUGGAGAGGAUAGAACUGUACGACUGUCAGCAAAUCACGCGGGCAGGGAUCAAGAGACUCAGGGCCCAUUUACCAAAAGUCCAUGCCUACUUCGCGCCUGUGACUCCACCUCCUUCGGUCGGGGGCAGCAGACAACGCUUCUGCAGAUGUUGCAUCAUCCUAUGACACUGGAAGUGGUCAUCCUGGCAAACUGAGUAUUUAAUUACACUUGUAGAAUUACGGUGGACACCAGUAUCUUCAAGGAAAGCGAUACCAGUGUCAUUUGCAAGGGCCAGUGAGCAGGGCUGUGGUGCCAGGCCCCUGUAGCCACCCAUACACACACGUAUACACACCCCACCCGUUCCAGCGAAGCGAUGAACUCCGCAGUAUGGGAGCUGGAGCCAUGUUGGCUUUUUCUGUAGGUGGAUUGGUAUAAUUCUGAACCAUUCCUACUGGGCGUGCUCAGAUGAAAUCAUUGCGGUAAGGAGGGGAGGUUUUGCGAACCCAGAGUGACUGUUGCUGCUGUUGAGGUUGGAAACUGAAAUCCUUUGAAAUGGGGAGGGGGGAGAGGAAAGGAACAUGCUUUAACCCUGCAUCUGUUGUCCAGAGGAAAAAAAAAAACCCGAACCUGAAAACCCCGGCAAGUUUUGUGUCCAUUCUUCAGUGAGGGAAUGAAAGAGCAGCUGUUGUGAGACAUGGUUU
Messenger RNA from Gavia stellata (red-throated loon), 1794 nucleotides. RefSeq names its product F-box and leucine rich repeat protein 20 (gene FBXL20). The transcript is spliced from 15 exons. Bases 16 to 1278 code for a protein of 420 amino acids. Gene Ontology annotation, molecular function: protein binding. Lineage: Eukaryota; Metazoa; Chordata; Aves; Gaviiformes; Gaviidae. The record is from RefSeq and is a predicted model, not a curated record.